Messenger RNA from Myiozetetes cayanensis, 642 nucleotides. RefSeq names its product transmembrane protein 252 (gene TMEM252). Lineage: Eukaryota; Metazoa; Chordata; Aves; Passeriformes; Tyrannidae. The coding region runs from base 1 to 642 and encodes 213 amino acids. The record is from RefSeq and is a predicted model, not a curated record. The transcript has 2 exons.
AUGCCAAAAGAUGUUUUUACCUUCAUUCGUCUUUUUGUGCUCUUACUCAGUUUCUCCACUAUUUGUCUGGGAGUCCUUUGCAUUUCCACAAAUUCCUUCAUGUGCAGAUGUGGAAAUAAUGAGCUAGUGUUUUAUUGCCUGGUAGCUCUGGGGUUCUUUCUCCUUGUUACUGGCAUUUUCUGGAGCACUUUCCAUGAAGUCCUGAAAUACAGGGCCCUUGGCAUCAUCAUGCGAAAUCCCAGCCACCAAGAACUAUGUGUCUGCACCAUAGACAGGCCUGACUUCUAUCCUCCCUCGUAUGAAGACUACACAGAUCCUGAAAAACAGACUUCCCCACUGUCAAUUGCCUUCACAGUAAAACAGGAAGAAGCCAUCAGUGUCCCUCCACCUCUAUAUAGUGAAAACAGUGCAGAGUUCAUCAGUGAAACAAAUGAGCAGGAACAGCCACCACCAUAUGAAUUAUGUGUGCAGCAGGUAAGGCAGCAGCAAACAGCUGACCAAGACUCAAACCCCGGACUGGAGUCAAAUUCUCAUAUAUCCAUGCAAGAAAUCAGUUACCACCUGGAUAUAGGCUUCCAGGGAACCUCAGAAGGAGUGACACCUGUCAAAAUAUGGGUAGCCAGUAAAAUUCCACAUCUGUGA